GAGGACACGUUGUAGUGGAGCGGAGGUUUUUGAAAGAAGGCAUCUUUACGGACAGCUCCUCGGAUGUAAACACGGGUCCUUUGAAAUGUGCCGCAUGUUUUGGACGUCCUUGCUUCUUCCUGGCCGGGAAAAGAAGUCCUCCUGGUAGCCUAGAAAACACUCCUGCCUCCCUUGAAGGUGGUAAUUAAAUAAAGUGAUGUCCAGACCUGCUCCAUCCCCAAUCUACACCCUGAGGGGUGCAGGGGGGCCCAUCAACACCCUUCACUUCAGUUGCCAUGGAGAGGACACUCCUCUCCUCUUCUCUGGAUCAGGGAAAGGUGCCAUCCAUAUGUGGAAUCUCAGCAACAGGAGGGCAGAGAAAAUUGUAGACGGUCAUUCUGGGAGUUCUGUCAUCUGGGUCAACACACUAUCCUCCGCGGACACACUCAUUAGUCAGGGAAGAGACAUGAGGGUCUGUCUUUGGGACCUGGGCCGAGGUCGCGGUGAGAUUGUGGACUCUCUGAGUACAGGCAGCGUUGGAUUCUGUCAGUGCUCCUUGCUCGAGACAGGACCGAGGACUUGCCUGCUUGCCUUUGCAGGACAACAAACUGAGGAGAUCAAUAUUGUGGAGCUGCCCAGUAAGGCUCCAGUGUGCACCUUGGUACCCGAUGCCAAGUUGGGGAUGGUCAUGUGUGUCAAGAUGUGGCAGCGAUCGGCAGAAGGACGAAGGACUUCACCCGAUGCGUUUGGCGGCCCGGAGACGUAGGAAGUCAAG
Messenger RNA from Entelurus aequoreus (snake pipefish), 754 nucleotides. Its product is annotated as guanine nucleotide-binding protein subunit beta-like protein 1. NCBI's taxonomy places the organism in Eukaryota, Metazoa, Chordata, Actinopteri, Syngnathiformes, Syngnathidae. The transcript is spliced from 7 exons. The coding region runs from base 197 to 745 and encodes 182 amino acids. Gene Ontology annotation, molecular function: protein binding. The record is from RefSeq and is a predicted model, not a curated record.